Molecule: messenger RNA, 1899 nt
Organism: Tribolium castaneum (red flour beetle)
Lineage: Eukaryota; Metazoa; Arthropoda; Insecta; Coleoptera; Tenebrionidae
Product: odorant receptor 43a
Exons: 6
Coding region: 474-1499 (341 amino acids)
Biological process (GO): detection of chemical stimulus involved in sensory perception of smell; sensory perception of smell
Cellular component (GO): plasma membrane
Molecular function (GO): olfactory receptor activity; odorant binding
Source: RefSeq, a predicted model, not a curated record
UAUCAGUUAAUUAAUAAAUUACGACGCUUUUGUAUCAUUUCAAAGAAUAAAAAACUGAUCCUACAUACGUAUGUAACGAAUUUUCAUCUCAAAAGUGAAUUAAAAAUAUGGUUUCAAAUAUCACAACUGUUUUGAAAGAAUAAAAAACUACUCAAAUACGUAAGGCUUCACCAAUUUUACAAAUCGGUAAUUCGGUAAUAAGUUUCGUAAAUAACUCUAACGAGUAUUGGUUUUCAAUUGAAAUAUAAAUAAUUCGGGCAUACCAUUAUUACGAAGAAUUUGAUUAGAAAACUAUGCUCAUUUGAGACAAUCAAAAUUUUCGUGUUCUCGCUCCAAAAUAACUAAUUCUGAUGUCAUGCCUUACGUUCAGAAAGGUAGAUUGAAUUUUAAGCCAACUAACCCUUAUUUUAAUUUCAGACGACCCUUUUUGGGUCCUGAAAAAACUGUCCAUCGACAUCGUGUCUCACACCGUAAUGAAAAAACUAAAUUUCGCCAUUUGCUCAUUCAAUUCGACACUUCUAUUGUUACAAACGAUUCACAUCAUUACCAGUACUAAUAAAAUAUUGUUAAUGUCAGCUUAUGGGCCCAUGAUGGGAUUCUCGUGUUUUGUCAUUUUCCAAGCGCUUGCCCAAACAGUUUACGAGAAAACUGUCCUAGAGCUUUUGUGUGAAUUCUAUUCCCUAUACUGGCCGCUGGAUAACGUCAAUCCUGGCAAAUUUCUAAAACAAUUUCGGUUUUUGUAUGUUAUUUCAUUCGUUACUGGUGGUAUGUUCAUAACUUCAGUUUUACUCGUUUCUCCCGUAUUUAAGAACGAAAAAGACAUAUUCCUGAUCAGAGAAAUGUUCCAUAAUUGGGGGCAAAUCCUAGAAGUCGUGUUUUGGGCCGGUUUAUUUUUUCAGACUGUGUGGGCGAUUUUGAUCGCUUGUGUGCUAGCUUACGCAAUUUUCGGGAUAAAAUUUCAGUUGUCAUUGUUACUUUAUCAAAUAAAAGGGAUGAAGGGUUUGAGGCACCAGAGCAUGGUCAAAGAAAAGUUGCAUUCUGUUAUCAGACGACACGUUUGUUUGACAGGAUUCGUUCGGAAAGUUGUUAAAACGUACUGGGGCCUCCUGCAAGUCGAAGUCUGCAUGUUUCUCGUCGUCAACAUUUCGAUGCUUUUCUUCUUCAUAAACUCAUUUUCUCGGAGUGACUGGCAACAUAAUCUUCGCCCAUUGUGUAUCACUGUCACAAGUUUUAUGCUGACAACGUGUCUGAUUGUUUUGUGUUUACAGAUCCCUGAUAUGACGGGGCGCAUUUUUGACACAACUCUCGAACUUCCGUGGCACUUAUGGAAUAGUAAAAAUAGAAGGACUCUGCUUAUUUUUAUGACCAAUUCAGUGCAACCUAUUUAUAUAAAUAUACUAGGGUUGGGACGUUUGAAUUCAAGCUCCGUUUCGGAAUACGUUAAAAUGAUCUAUUCGACCACGACGGUCCUGUGCAGUCUCAGAGAAGGAAAAAAAUGAAUGUCUUUUUUGCAGUCACUCGUUUAUACAUAAUUAUUAAUUAUAUUAGACUGUAAUUCAAAAAGCAAUAAAUAAAUAGUUAAAAUCGUUCAUAAUUAAUAAUAAGGGCCUGUUCCCGAACCACACUUGUGGAAAGGUCGUGGAAAUUGUUUUCAUGACCACGUUACCUCUCCAGUUGUUUUUCGCAGUUUGGCUUCCUCUUUUCACACUGUUGUAAAGUUUACAAAUCAGAGUCUGAUUGCGGAAAAAUUGAGACUGCGGCCAAACAAAUAAAUCGCAUUUUUCGUAUUAACAAAAAUUUGCCAAAUUGCAGAUUCGUCAAUAAAUCUAUAAAAACUUCGUUUAGGACGCUUUUCCAUUUUCAGUUCUACGUGUCGUUCGUUGUCAACAUUUCCACGAU